This is a messenger RNA of Hyalella azteca, 2816 nucleotides long. Its product is annotated as beta-galactosidase. Gene Ontology annotation, molecular function: beta-galactosidase activity. The coding region runs from base 232 to 2112 and encodes 626 amino acids. Gene Ontology annotation, cellular component: vacuole. The transcript is spliced from 13 exons. Lineage: Eukaryota; Metazoa; Arthropoda; Malacostraca; Amphipoda; Hyalellidae. Gene Ontology annotation, biological process: carbohydrate metabolic process. The record is from RefSeq and is a predicted model, not a curated record.
UGAAAGUUAAUGUGAUACAACUUUAUUUCAUAUUGAUUGAAAUGGUAGGUUCGAAUGUCGGCAACCACGAAGAGUAGAAAUUCAGACUUGACGUGUGUAGUUAUAGUAUAUGGGACGUGUAGUUUAAUAAACAAAUAGUGAUCAAAGCACCGCUGCUCAAAAUUGGUUGGAAUUAUUAUUUUUUGUGAUUACAGGAUUUUUGUGAUAGUUGUGGUUAGAACAGAGCUUAGCAUGAAGUUAUUUCAACACAAUGGACUUCACUUGUUCUGUGUACAACUUCUCAUUACACUUGCUUCGUUGAACCAAGUGUUUGGUCGAAGUUUCACGGUGGACUACGACCAGAAUUGCUUCUCGAAAGAUGGAGAGUGCGUGCAGCUCGUGUCAGGCUCCAUCCAUUACUUCAGAGUCCAUCCAUCCGACUGGACGGACCGGCUCCAGAAACUCCGGUUUGCCGGAUUUAAUGCUCUCGAAACGUACAUUGAAUGGGCGAGUCACGAGCCCGAGAAAGGGACGUACGAAUUCUCAGGCAUGUACAACUUCACCGACUUCGUCCUGAAGGCUCAGCAAGAAGGACUGAUGGUCAUCAUGCGUACCGGACCGUUCAUCGAUGCUGAGAGAGACAUGGGAGGCUUGCCUUACUGGCUUCUGGCUGAGAACCCCGACAUGAAACUUCGCACCAGCGAUCCAUCCUAUCUAUCACUCGUGGACAAUUGGUUCGCAAAUCAUCUUCUGCCCAAGCUCAGGCCGCUACUGUACUCUGAAGGCGGCCCCAUUAUCAUGGUUCAGGUCGAGAAUGAGUACGGCAGCUAUGGCUGUGACUACGAAUAUACUGCGCACCUUCGGGAGCUUCUGAAGAACCAUUUAGGCGACCAGGUCCUUCUCUACACCACUGACGGCGGCAGCACCAGCUACCUCAAGUGCGGCAAGGUGCAAGAAGUUUACGCUACCGUUGAUUUUGGGACCGGAACUAACCUGACGGAGGCGUUCAGAGCGCAGCGUCUGUUUGAGCCCAGAGGUCCCCUGAUGAACUCUGAGUUCUACCCAGGAUGGCUCGACCACUGGGGCUCUCCCCACAGCACCGUGCCUGCCAAGUCGGUGUCCGACUUCAUGGACAGUAUUCUUGCGCUGGGAGCUUCGCUGAAUGUUUACGUCUUCCAUGGAGGCACCAGCUUUGGUCUCACGGCAGGCUCGAACUUGGGUGACGUGUUCCAGGCGUGCCCCACGUCGUACGACUACGACGCGCCUCUCAGCGAGGCGGGCGACAUGACGGAAAAAUACGAGCGAAUUCGGGCCGUCGUGGCCAAGUACCUCUCACUACCCUCCAUGACUCCCCCCACCAACUCGACGAAGGCCGCGUACGGUGAAGUGUUGUUAAGCCCUCAUACCAGCCUCUUCAGCGCCGCCCAAACUCUGCCCUCUGUGCCAUCAGACUCGCCAAAAACAUUUGAAUCUCUUGCUCUCUUCAACGGAGUCGUCAUCUACGAAACUGUCAUCGACUUCAUGACGACGGAUCCCGCGCUGUUGUCGUUCAAGGCCGUCAACGACAGAGGCUAUGUGUACUUGGACGGCGUCCUGGUGGGACUCCUGGCGCGGCAGCAGGAGGCGUACCAAGUGCCUGUCUUCGCCCGUCAGGGGCAGAAACUCACAGUCGUCGUUGAGAGUCAAGGGCGCGUGUGUUAUGGAUCAGGAAUAAACGAUGCCAAGGGACUCAUAGGUCCCGUGAAGCUGGGUUCAACAGAGCUCAGGAACUGGACUAACACAGCCGUGCCGCUAACGAACAUCUCUUGGAUAACACCGUCGGACGAUGCUGGAAGUGCAAUGAUGUUUUACACCGGAACCUUCAGUAUCACCGGCACGCCUUCAGACACUUUCCUGCGAGUAGACGGCUGGACUAAGGGAAUUGCCUGGGUGAAUGACUUCUGCUUGGGACGCUAUUGGCCCAUUAUGGGUCCCCAGCAGACACUCUACGUCCCCCAUGGUAUCCUCAAGACGGGGGACAACAGUAUUACCAUAUUCGAGCUGGAGAGUGCACCGGAUGGGAGUCCUGGCCACAACAUUUCUGUGGCCUUCACCAAUGUUCAUCAAAUUAAUGGACCUACACCCGACCCAUGAAAAAUGAAUAAAAGAAGGAGACGUAAUUUCUUUGAAAAUGAUUGUAUUGAUUGGUUUUACUCGCACGUAUGCGUAAUAGAAUAAUAACCACACUUUCGCAGUCGAAGUUAGGAUCUUAGUGUGUUAAAAAAUUCUGUGCAUAAUAAUUUCAUCUUGAUUGAUAUUUGCCUACUGUACCCUGUUUUCCAAUUUCUCGUGCUUCAACGAGUAUAGUGCCCUUUUCUUUUAUGUUGUGGGUUAUGCAUUGAUUAAAUACGAACGUAUUUUGCGGUAAAACAACCAAAUAGAGUUAUUUUGUAUUUAUAAAACCGCAAAGUGCUGAUUUUGUAGUUUUCCUUAAAUAAGAUAGACUACAGAUCGACUACUUUCGUUCAUAUUCCUUUCAUUGGGAAAAUGCGCUUGAGGGCGUAACAACCUAUGAAGUUGAGAGCUAAAAGCAAUAGUGCCGUGAGUACAGUGCAAUUGUUACAUUUGCUCAGGUCGACUCCAAGAAACGAUCCAAUAACAUGGUUGAAACCACGAUCCAAUACCAGGGUUGAACUAGUACGGAACUUCUCGUGGAUCAACCUUAUAUAGUUCAACCAUGAUCCAAUACAAACCUGACCGUCCCCAAACUGAGAUUCAAACUAUUGCAAGUUUUACAUAAAGCUUGUUUUAAAAUUUUUUCUGUCUGAUUUAUAUUUGACACUCAAAACUGAUAUUCA